GCGGAGCCAGUUGAGAUAACGGACCUGAAAUCCUAAAUUGUUAACGGGCGCGUCCAUCGAUAAUAAUGUAAAUUAGUGUCGGAAACACGAUGUAAAUAUCCAUGUACGACACAAGCAAAAAGGGAACUUGAGGCCACCAAGAUGGAAACACACUGAAUCUCCUCUGAUGUGUGCCUGCUCUCAGUGAGAUGUCUCUGGCUCAGAGGGUGUUGCUGACCUGGGUCUUUACCCUGGUUUUCCUCAUCAUGCUGGUGCUCAAACUGGAUGGAAAGGUGCAGUGGAACUGGUUCCUCAUCUUCCUCCCAGUCUGGGUCUUUGAUGGCAUCCUCAUCCUCAUGCUCGCCAUCAAGAUGGCUGGCCGUUGCAAGCCCGGGUACGACCCACGAAACGGCUCUCCGGACCUGCGUCUGCGAUCCUGGUACCUGACUGCCAUGCUGCUUAAGGUGGGCUUCUGCCUGACACUGUGCGCCAAGCUGGAAAAACUGGCCGAUGUCAAGCUGACCUUCGUGUGCAUACCGCUGUGGACCAUGCUGCUGGGGGCUCUGGUGGAACUGGGGCUGAAUAUAUUUCCUGAAAGGAGAGAAGCUUGAGCCCUUCAAAACACCUUAUCUCGAGCUAUAACCAUUAACAGAUACGAAAAUGUGUUUUUGGAAUGGUUUGUGUUCAUCCACUCAUCCGCUAUUUCCAGAAGAGACUUGAAACUUAAAAAGAUUAACAGCUUAUUAUUUUAAGGAAAUAGACCUCUCAACAGAGCUGGGACUCUGCUGACCAGUCCACUAAAGAGCUACUUUUAUUGUUUUCUUCUUUAUAACAAAGUAUCCGUACGUUUGAGAUUACUGUGAAUCCAACACUGGAAAAAAAACAAUGCGUACGCUUAGAAUUGAAUACCUGAUUUGCAAGUGGUGUUUUUAGUGUUUGAUUUGUCUGAGAUAUAUGUUUAAGUGAUUGAUAUAACACGUGUUAUAUAAAAACUAAAAAUGCAGAGUAUUGUUAUAAAUGCACUAUAGCUUGUGCAGCUGCAGUCAUGCACGCUUUUUAACUUUUCUUCCAUUACGGAUGAGGGUUCUCAACCAAGUGUUAAUUCACCAGUUUUAAAUAAAUCUGAAAUGACACCUUUAGCCGCAAGCACGGCUUGAAGAGGUUCACAAAACCACUUAAGAAGGUUUUAAUGCUUUCAUUUCCAGUAACUGCUCCCUCAGCCUCGUACAAGCCCCCCUUUUGUGCGGUGCAACUCACCGUGUGGCUCGUUAGAAGCUCUAAUUUAGUGUCUGUGGGUCAGCGUGACGUCUGUUCUGCUGACGUUCAGAGCCAAACACAGAUGGGUAUUAUAAGCAGUGCUGAGCUAACCGUGACACUUUCCAGCAGUAGUCUUGGUCACGUUUAGUUAAACUGACUAACUUAUUCAAAGUUUACAGGGCGGCUGAUUCUUUACAACUAUAUUUUGUGCCAAUAAUUACAGUAUUCUUUUUUUCCCAUUACUUUGCACUUUAUUGAAACUAAAACCAACAUGUUGUGGGGCUGUAUGCAGGUGUUGCUAUAAUAAAGACCAACUUCACUAAAGUUACUUUGUUUGGAGUUUGCUUUUGCCUCUUUGGGUGACUCGAACAUGAAGAAUCAAAUCAUCCUCUUAUCUACAGAGGAUCGGUGUCUUUCAAUUCAACACACGUCAAUGCAGCUUUCUACACUUGUGUUUCCCUGCUGGUGCCUCUGCUCUGUAUAGCAGAGUGGUCAGUGUCAAACAGCUGGCAGCAUUCAGCGGAUCCUGCUGCUGAAUGCAAUAGCAUUAAUACAGACAAAAAAAAAAAGGCAUUGAAACCAGAAAAUUUUUCCACCAAUAACAGUCGAAUCUGAGCCAAACAUAUUUUUACACUGAACCUUUUAUUAGCUAGGCUCAUAUUUAAAGUAGAAACCACACUACAAGUUUUCUCCUCUUUACAAAACUUCUUAUGUACACUACAGUGCAGACAGUAAUACCAACUAAAAUGAAAAACAAACUAAAGUUGAGAUAAAUAAACUCUGCGAAAACAACGCUGGUCCCUGAGGACGUCCUUGUUUUCAUCCAUAACUUCUGUCACAUUUGUACAAAAAAUAUAUAAGUUCCUGUCAUGUUUCUGUAACAUCAAAAACCCCAAAGCAUAGAAAGAGCUGCAGAGCGCCUUACAACUGGUAUUAAGUGCUUGGUUAUCUCCUCUGUCUCCCCAGAGCCACGCAGAGACCAGUUCUAUCAACGUCCUUUGAGGCAGAGAGAGCUAAGGCGUUAUCUUUCAUUUUCCAGGAUUUUGCAGGCCUUCGGUGCAAAUAACCAAGGAAAACACAACUCUAAUUUUCAGAUAUCAUUCUUCUGAGUCAUCCAAGUGUAAACCGCAGAUUUUUGGAGGCUUUUCAGCAGUUUUUGAGACCAAUUUAAGGCUUUGCACUCCUUUUCCAGAGUGAACUUGCACAGGCGACUCCUGAAAAGGACAGAGCUCGAGCCCUGCGUGUCUCUGGAACGUCGAGUAGUUCACAGUAAAGGACAGGCACUGGGGAAAUGUCGCGGGCUACAUUAGCAAGUGGGCUGUACUCCAAUAUUGAGAGUAAAAAUCAAGACACUGACGACGAAAGGUUCCACUACUGUGGGACAUGCAGGCUGACUCUUAACGUCAGAUACUUGGAGAAUCAUACACUCGUCAUAAUUACAAAGGACCGUCAAUAAUUUAUUGUACUUUCAAACAUAAGAGGUUACUUCAGUCCCUGGUUGAUAAAUAAAUAUUUCAUAGACAGAAUGUUGAACACCGUAGAGAGACUGGACUUCUGGUAAAUAGAUAAAUAGUGCUUUGGGAAUGAGCUCUCAACAGUGUACCAUCUGUUUUCAAAGUGUCUUAAAUAUGAGUUUUAAAAGAAAAAACACAAAAAAUGAAGAACUAGAGGCCUGACUUAAUUUUUAGUCUUGGAAGAACCUGAAAUAACCCUGUCGAUAAUCGGACAUAAUCCGUGAUCCAAGGUGUCUAAUAAUGAUAAUAAUGAUAAUAAUAAUAUCAAUAAUAUUUACACUGAUGUUGAUAUAGACAUUAAAAAGUGCUGUAAAGAGUCACAUUUUGGAAGUGUUGACCUAAAGCAUAUCUAUAUUGCUCUUUGACUUCUGGUACUUCUGUCCAAAUCUUCAGAUGACUCUAUAAGUAGCUGCAUAUUUGUUCAAAUUCAGCUGCAGAAAGUCGAGAAUUUGUGGCAACGACUACCCGAAACUUCAAACUGUGCCGUAAAAACAACCGAGUGAGGAUUUUUAGAGGAGACAAAUACGUUUGUGGAUGCGUCCUGAAUGCUUUUCCUGAGACUCAGUUGGGUCAAAUUCCAGAUAAUGCCACUAGAAGAGCUCUGACUGGUUCCGAAGGAAAACUGAACUCUGGUUAGUUUACCUGCCUGACUAAAAAGAUUUUGUCUGUAUGAACGAGUCUAUUUUAGUGAUUGACUUUUGAUUUGGGGUCUCCUUUUCUUUGGUAGAACUGAAAUACUGCUAAAACGUUCUUAUUUGCCAAUAAAAUUCUGGAACUGAUUGGGAAAGCCAUAUCUUUUGGUGACAUUUGUCUCUUUAAAAAUCUGAAGAAAAAAACAGUGAAACGCAACAAAGUUUUAGAUUCAGCAGGUUACUGCUGAGCAUUAUUGCUCUAAAUACAUUAUGAGGGAGAGUCCUGCCAUAUUCUAUUCUGAUCAAUAUGUGGAUGCAAAAUACAGCAGGGGAAAUGUGACCUCUUAUCAAUACAUGGCUACAGUGAAUAGUAGUGCCUGGCACAUCUUAGUUCCAGAAAAAGAAAAACCUUAAAAAUGGAAGCAUUUGCCGUGAGUUUCAGGGGAAAAAAACAGCUAAACACAACCAUACAGCAGUUUGCAGACCAGGGACCUCAUUCGAACCACAAACCUCAGUCUUUAUCUAAAAUCCCAAAACAAUCGACAAUCACUAGUCAAAUCUAAUAGUUCUGCCCUCGUGAUAUCAAUAGAGGCAGCUCGAUCCAGUCCGUUCCAAAUAUUUUGUCUUCUUUUUACACCGUUUUACGACAACACAACCCAAAUAAAACCUUGUACAUAUACAGUCAUUUAAAAUCAAAAUCAGUAUGUACAAAACUACUAUAAAAUCUGUUUCUGCUCCUCUUCAUGCCUUGCGGGAGCGGAAAAGAUAGCAGGAGAGGUUUGGGGGAGAGGAGGGGGAGGAAGAGGGGGAGGAGGG
Molecule: messenger RNA, 4198 nt
Organism: Menidia menidia (Atlantic silverside)
Lineage: Eukaryota; Metazoa; Chordata; Actinopteri; Atheriniformes; Atherinopsidae
Source: the annotation of a GenBank genome assembly